This is a messenger RNA of Gymnodraco acuticeps, 7963 nucleotides long. RefSeq names its product lipase, hormone-sensitive b (gene lipeb). The transcript is spliced from 14 exons. Bases 1527 to 4037 code for a protein of 836 amino acids. Gene Ontology annotation, molecular function: triacylglycerol lipase activity; sterol ester esterase activity. Gene Ontology annotation, cellular component: cytosol. Lineage: Eukaryota; Metazoa; Chordata; Actinopteri; Perciformes; Bathydraconidae. Gene Ontology annotation, biological process: triglyceride catabolic process; cholesterol metabolic process. The record is from RefSeq and is a predicted model, not a curated record.
GUUUGUAAAAUGUAAUUUUCUUAAAUGUUGUAUGUGAGGGACUGCGGAUGGAAAUGAGCUCAAAGCUAAAUCUGGUACUGUUACGCUUGAUACAUUUGAACGUUUUAAGUGUUCAUUACUGUGCAUUGUCCCUCCCAAAUAAAACGAUUAACAAGCAACAAUAGCAAGCCACAUUCUGUUCACAGCUGGUCGUAAGAGCAACAAGUGGGACUUUGGGUGACGUGUCCUGUGUUCCGGGUGUGUUUGUGUAUCUCUGUAUGGGUAAGGGGUCAUGUCUCAGUUCUCCGGGAUAGGGGGCUUUUAUCUGUGAUUUCAUCCAAGAAGUCCAAACUAAAGGUCAUGUUCUCCCUCUCGACUGAACUCCCUAAAAUACAUUGUAUCCCUCGAUUUCGGUUGUGUACAAGAUGUCCUUGUUCUGCUUUGUUAAACAUUAGCAUUUAUUUACUCGUAUAGCACAUGCAUGCUUCAUAACUAUUGCUCAACAGACAAAGUCUAACAUGUAAUGUAAACUUGGUGAAUAGCGAGUAAUAUGAUAAGCAAUCAUUUGAUGAACACAGUUCUUAUUGAGUUAUCGUUUAAUGCUAGGCUUGUGACAGCUCUAUGUUUUAGAUAUGAUUAGAUUAUACAUUGCACAGAAUAAAAGUAUUAGUAAAAGUAAGACUAUGAAAUGCAGCAUUAAACCAGAAGUGCAAAAGUAAGGACAUUUCUCCUUUAUUUGUUUAUUAUUAUCAUUUGUACACACUUUCGUUUGACUUUUAGUCAGAAUAAAUGAAGGCAUUCAAAGACAUCGUGUGCUCUAAUCGUCAGAGGGCCAACAUUAUGUUAUGAAAUCGAUGUAUUGGUACAUUUAGUUGUACUGCUAUUUGUUUGGAAUGAAGCAGAGCAAAUAAAGGAAAAAGCCACAAUUCAAAAAUGGUGUAUCAUUUUAUAAUCUUGGGUUGUGGGUUCCUGCCACUGUCUCUCUGUACAUGAUCUGCCCAUUAGGUUAAAAGGUCACAGGGCGUUGCAAGAUGAACAUCCAAUAGAAAGAAAGCCCCACUGUCACAAGGACUUGAGUUUAUCUGGGAAGGGGCUGUCUGGUGUCUUUUAAAAGAACCAUGUGAGGGACAAGCACACAGGAAAGAAAAAUGACAACUCAUUGCCUCUGAGUAGAGUUGGUUAUGACAGUCUGACAAACAGAGGCUGACAGGAGAAGAGCCACGUCUGACCGUAAAGAUGAGGCAGUGACAGGCGUGCAGCAGGAAGACAAUCAGACAACAACUACCUUCCUCUCUUUCCUUCUCUCCAUGCUGGAAGAGAGGAGACAGCGAAGGACAGAGCCUUGAACUCAGCUGGAAGAGAGGAGACAGCGAAGGACAGAGCCUUGAACUCAAAGCUGGGACAAGGAGCAGCUUAAUGGCUGCAGAGGGAUUACAGUGACCACUUGUGUCAGUACCACAGGAAGGAUGAUGCUGAAACACAUGGCUCCAUACUGACAGUUAUAUGUAGGUAAUGCUGAUGCACAAAAGACGAUACGGACAGCAGUGAUGGACACCAAAGCAGUGUUUACGGCGCUGCACAGCGUCUGCGAUGAGAACGCAGAGUUCUUCUCCGGAGGAUCCAAAGGCUCGCAGGGCGAUGCGGCGCGGCGCCUGGUGGACACCAUGAAGCUCAUCAAGGAACACGCUCGCAGUCUGGAGCCCAUUAUCUCCGGCUUCACUCAAGUUUACCAUCACUUUGACUUUGACCCACACAUACCCGCCAAUGGCUAUCGCUCACUGGUCAAGGUUGUGCGCUGCUGCCUUCUCCACAUCAUCCAGAAAGGGCGCUACAUCAUCGCCAACCGCCGCAGCAUCUUCUUUCGAGUGGCACACAACGCGGGGGAGAUGGAGGCGUACUGCAACGCUCUGUGCCAGCUGCGCGCCCUGCUCUACCUGGCUCAGCGCAUGCUGCACGACAACAGCCAUGGAAACCUCUUUUUCAAGGAUGAGAGCGGCCUCAGUGAGACCUUUGUCCGCGAAUACACAUCCAUGCACAAGGGCUGCUUCUAUGGCCGAUGCCUUGGCUUCCAGUUCAGCCCAGCCAUCCGGCCGUGUCUCCAGACCAUCGCUAUCGGCCUCGUGGCCUUUGGAGAAAACUACAAACGCCAUCAGUCAGGAAUAGGUGUAGCAGCCAGCUCUUUAUUCACCUCAGGGAAGUACGCCAUCGACCCCGAGCUGAGAGGGGCGGAGUUUGAACGCAUCACCCAGAACCUGGACGUCCAUUUCUGGAAGAGCUUCUGGAACAUUACUGAGACCGAAGUCCUGUCGAGACUUGCCAGCAUGACAUCCACUCAAGUUAAGGUGAACCGGGCUCUCUCUGUGCCCCCCGUGCCCUUUGACCUCCCUCUAGCGGCCAACCAAGGAGCCUCUGUAACCAUAGCUCCUCCGUCAGCGCACAUCGGCAGCGCUCCAGUUCAGAUGAGGCUCAUCUCCUAUGACUUGCGUGAAGGACAGGACAGCGAGGCUCUGCUGUCUCUCGCCCGUUCUGAGGGGGGCGCCAUCUCUCUGUCGCUGGGGAAGACCAAGCGCCUCCCCCCGUCUUCCAGCAUCCUGAUCCACUUCCACGGAGGAGGAUUUGUGGCCCAGACCUCCAAAUCCCAUGAGCCUUAUCUGAAGAGCUGGUCCCAGGAUCUCGGUGUCCCCAUUUUGUCCAUCGACUACUCUCUGGCCCCCGAGGCCCCCUUCCCAAGGGCCCUGGAGGAGUGUUUCUACGCCUACUGCUGGGCUCUGAAAAACCACCACCUACUAGGCUGGACCGGGGAGAAAGUGUGUCUGGCUGGUGACAGUGCGGGAGGCAACUUGUGUGUGACGACGACGAUGCGUGCGGCUGCCUUUGGCGUGCGGAUGCCAGAUGGCCUGGUGGCCGUGUACCCGGCCACGCUGCUGACAGCCUACGCCUCGCCCUCCCGUCUGCUCACACUUAUGGAUCCCCUGCUGCCGCUCAGCGUGCUCUCCAGGUGUCUGAGCGCCUACGCAGGCAACCAGCCCCAGACGGAGGUGCAGGUGGAGAAGGCGAGCCAGCUGAGUUUGGUGAGGAGAGAUACGGCUGUGAUGCUCAGAGACCUCCGACAGGGAGCCUCCAACUGGAUCCACUCUCUUCUGGAUUCCAACCGAGCCGCCGCCGCCGCCCCCAGCUCGGCUGCACAGGAGGCGCCACCGAGAGCUGCCGACACAGUGAGGAAGAGUAUUUCAGAGGCGUCCUUCUCCUCUCCUCACGCUGACCCCCCUGUCGCCUCACAGACCUCCGACUUCCCCUCCAGGAAAUUAUCUGUGAAGAGCCAGACUUGCCAGGAGUUGGGAUCCCACAACGACUUCACUUCUCACAGUGCAGCGCUGCUCCCUGAGAGCACUCCAGAAGAUGUGCAUUUCUUCUUAUCCAAGGAAGCAGAUCCCUCCAUGUCCAGGGAGCUGUUUUCAGUGGCCAUACCUCCCCCUGCUGGAAAGGAGGGGUCAGAGCUGGAGCACCGCAGGGAGUUUCCCCUGGGCUUUGAGCCCCUGCGCUCAGAGCAGCUAGCCACCAUGACGGUGGACACUUCGCCUGUGGUUAAAGAUCCCUUCUGCUCUCCUCUGCUGGCUCCUGACAGCAUGCUGAAAGGCCUGCCCCCUGUGCACAUAGUGGCCUGUGCGUUAGACCCCAUGCUGGAUGACUCUGUGAUGUUCGCCAAGCGUUUGAGGAACAUAGAUCAGCCCGUCACUCUGUGCGUGGUGGACGACCUCCCCCACGGCUUCCUCAGCCUGUCCCAGCUCUGCAGGGAGACCAAGGAGGCGGCUAACAUCUGCGCGGAGAGGAUUCGCUACGUCUUGACCCAGAAGGACACGCCUCCCGAGCCACGCAAGCACCGCAAGCUGGAGCGCACCGAUAGGGGUGUGUCCACCUCUUCUGGGGAGGCCGGGUCUAUCUUUUCCGACCCCAUCGAGGAAGGGGAGCUUGCUGUCGGGGCUAAAAUUGCCAAUGGGGAAGGCUUAGUUGCUGUGGCAGCCCAGAACAACACUGACGCUGUUGUUAUCGAGCCUUAAGUGAGGUUACAUUAAGGACUGCAGGGGAGUGAAGACACGGGGAGAGUAAAUGAAAGUCAGACAAAUGUAGGCAGUGCGAUGCCUAAAAGAGAGUGUCCUAAAAAAGCAAUUUAUGUGAUUACCCAGUUUCUUAAAGACAAAAAAAGAGGGGGAACGCUAAAACAAGACUUCCUCUGCUUUGCAAUUCUUGCCACUUGUCUGUGCCGCAUUAUGCACAAAGCAAAGCUGGCAGACGGAAUGAAAACACCCACCAAAGACAGUCAUGUUUUCAAAUUAAAUGGUAAUUUACCAGCUACUUAGAUCAAAGACCAGCACGCACCCACACAUGCAGCGCACACACUUAGCAGAGAGCCGUCGGCAGGCACGGCCAGGACAUAAAGCAGCGCUGAUACUAAAGACGGGCCCUGAAUGGGCGAUUCAUCCAAGACAAGGCAGUCAUCUAAGGCACUAAUCAAACAGUCGCAGGCACACUAUAUGCUUCUGUGUAGAGUCGUCCCAAUCAAAAUGGCCACUUGUCCUUUAGGUAGCCACUCUAAAUCACACUUAAUAACUCCACAUUGUGUUCUGCCUGUUCGGCAGUCAAUACAGCUCCCUUCGUGGAUAGUUUCUCUGACUCUCUACCAAACACAAUCACAACGCUGAAAGGCUGACCUGGAUACGUUGAUUUACUUGCUUUCUUGAGAUUCUGUUGCAAUUUGUAAUCAUAUAUUACUACCCCUAUGCAGUAGUGUUACUUUUGUUAUUUAUAUUUUUGUAUUGCUGUAUUUUAAUCAUUGAAUCAUUACAGGUUUUUUUUGUUGGUUUAUAAACUAUAUUGUUAUUUUAAUGUACACUUAUGCUGUUUGAAUGUGCUUACCCCCUCCUCCUUCGGCACAGCUGCUCAGACGUCCCUGGCCUUUCCAAUUAUACGUGUAUCCUCCUCUAAUGCAUAUUAAUAGGAUAAUAGUCAUUAUAGAACAGUGGGCUAUCUAGAUGCUGCCUGGUGCUUUGUGUAGUGUUGAUAGGGCUGCAUCUCUAUUCAUUGCUACGGUCACAUUUGUGUAGAUGCACUGAUUCUUUCCUGAAGUCCAUGCUUAAAUAUUUGGGUCCCAUUCCAAGUCUGUUAAGAACAAUCAUGGCUCUGAUAUGUCUAAGAGACCCAAAAGUUGUUUUCCUUUUUGAGACUGGAAAGAGUUCUUCAGAAGUAGAGUAGGAGAGAAAGGGGCAUCAAAAAGCCCUCAGCUAUCAACACACAUUUUAAACUCCACUGCACUGAUUUCCUCUCAGAUUGUCCCUGUUACUCACCAGGCGUUUUUCGCUCACUACUUCUCUGCGCAGUAUGCAGUGUGUCAAAGUACCGCUUCUCUUGAAUCGGGGGAUUUCCUGCCUGAAAAUUGGUUUCUAUAAUUCGAAGGCUUUCAGGAAAAACUAAAGAAGAAGAAAAACCGAUUGCAGGAGUGCUGUGUAAAAGCCACUAAACUUGUAUUUGGCCCACUGAGAGCGGCUGCUGGACCGGGUGCUUUUCCUCCCCACAAUUACAUUUGGGGUUAACUUUGAUUUCAUUAAGCUGAGGGUACUCCUCUGAGCUUUUUGCCACCGCAGCACUUUGAAGCACACGAAAAUGUCCUUCUGAGGGUCAGUCCUUCGGAAGGACCAACUAAAUAUAGAUGCCAACAAUGCUGGCUGCGUCCUUCUCUCGCAGCAGGGCCAGGUCUGUGUAGAAGGAUGCUGUGUGAUGAAUAGGAUUUAGCUGAAGCUCCGACUGCAGACCCCCCCCCCCCCCCCCCCCGUAGAGGAAGAGCAGGAUUUUCAGCAGAAAAGUCAUGCUACAGGAUUAGACCAUGCUUAGAUCUGUCAACUCCCAGUACUUACCGCAGUAUUUGUAGUCAGAUUGAUGGAAAGAACCAGGGUGGCGAAGAGGAAGACAGUGAUGCACUUGUUCACUCUGAGACUCCAGCUGACGUUGCUUUAUUAGCAGCUUUUUCUACAAUUUGACAGUUCUGUGCAAGUGUGUGUUUAGGCUACAUGUCACCGUCUUGUUUUAUGUCUUUCUUGGUGCCUGUGUGUGUGGCUCAGGUUGAGUCUACAUGUACACAUGAUCACACUAGUCUCUGGUGUGUGUGAGAAACAUGAGCUCGUCCUCUGUGUCCUGUGUUCACAUCGAGACACGAAUGGCACUUUACUAAUGGACUAAAGACUAAAGUAUUAAUCAUGAAUCAUCUUAAAACAACCUCAAGACACUAUUGGACCAUGUGUUGUGUCGGUGAUGUUCUGUACAUCAACAUGACUUCUUCAUCAGGCCUGAAAACUCCACCACCUAUGAAGCCUAGCAGGAUUGAUCGGCCAUUAGCACUUUGUUGUAUAAAGUGGGCGACUAGAGCACUUUUUUCAAAUCCACUUGCUGUUCAUAGACCUCCUGAUGCCUCUUACCCUUAAUGACCACUCGUGCAUCCGGCUGCCCUGACUGCAGGUGCUGCAUCAACCACGCUGUUUUGGAUGAAAACGUUUGCAGUGUUACCUUUUUUUUACGUUUUCCCAUUCCUGGCAUCCUGUGGUUCUGCCGAUGCUCAUUUAGCUUCCUGCAGCUUCAAGCAGAAGUCAUUCUUUCAGAGUGUUGUCGCCUUAUAGCGUCUAAUUGUUGAUGGUCCAUAUACUUUGUAAUCACAAAUUGUCCUUGUAAAAACAGUCAGUUGCUUUUUGUCUUUUAUUUGUUUGAUAAUCAGGUUGAACAACGUACCUCCAGUUUCACUUUGAGUUUUUUGAAGCUCAUGUGAGAUUUUCUUGCCCCUGGCUGAUUUAUUUGAAAAAGUACAACGCUGCUACAAACGUGAGCUCGCUGCUUACAACAUUAACAAGCUAUGCAGUUAACACACCAGCAUCUCAUCAUCGUUCACACACUCUGUCAGAAAUGCUGUGAUCAGGGGGUGAAGCGUUAGGAUGAUUCUAAGGGCCCGUGACUGACAGGGGCCCGUGACUGACAGGGGCCCGUGACUGACAGGGGCCCGUGACUGACAGGGGCCCGUGACUGACAGGGGCCCGUGACUGACAGGGGCCCGUGACUGACAGGGGCCCGUGACUGACAGGGGCCCGUGACUGACAGGGGCCCGUGACUGACAGGGGCCCGUGACUGACAGGGGCCCGUGACUGACAGGGGCCCGUGACUGACAGGGGCCUGUGACUGACAGGGGCCCAAACUAUUCUAGAACAUCUAGAAAAAUGUUUAAGUAACCAAUGUCAUAUAUUUUCAUGGGGCCCAAAAUCCCUGGCGGCGCCCCUGGCUGUGAUGCAAUCUAUUGAAUCUCCUCAAGGUUGGAUUUCAUAGUUGGCGCUUUAUACCAAAUGUAUACCAAACUUCCUGGAAACCUCAUUCUUUCAUAAAUGCAUCAACGCUCUGAUGCGACUGACCUCAACCAGUUCUCAAAUGUUUCCAAAUGAAAAAUAUGAAUUUGAUCACUAAGUUACUUAUCUUAAAUAUAUCUCUAGCGCUUCAAAACGGAACCAAAGACUGCAGCCGGAGUCUCCUCCGGAUGUGCUGCUUGCCAUUUAGUGUUUGCUGUUGAUGAAAAUGCAGUCGGUGCCGUACUCUGUCUGCACUCCUUAUGCACACUGCGCCGCAAAAUGUAAUACUGGUGUAGGAAAUUAUGAUCUCUUUUUUUUUCAGAAAACAAGCCAUAGACUGGAAACAAAGCAGUUUUAAGUUUACUUGGUUUAUACUUUAUUUAAUUUAAUUCAAAACACCACAAGUGCAAACCUGUGAAUAAAAAAACCAAAAUAAUGUGUAUCAAACGUUAUGAUUCAUGUAGAUAUCUCUACUUUCAGAUGUGUUGAUCGAAUGAUUGAUGAUUGAUUUGCAGGUUGCAUUCUUCAAUGUUGUGUCUGAUACGCCACGAGUCGGCUGGUUUCUUCCUUUGUUCAUUUGUAUCUAAAUAAAUAUAUUCUCCCAUGAA